Molecule: messenger RNA, 4280 nt
Organism: Cavia porcellus (domestic guinea pig)
Lineage: Eukaryota; Metazoa; Chordata; Mammalia; Rodentia; Caviidae
Gene: Ttc7a
Product: tetratricopeptide repeat domain 7A
Exons: 20
Coding region: 66-2627 (853 amino acids)
Biological process (GO): protein localization to plasma membrane; phosphatidylinositol phosphate biosynthetic process
Cellular component (GO): plasma membrane
Molecular function (GO): protein binding
Source: RefSeq, a predicted model, not a curated record
GCGCCGCAGCCGGGACGCCGCCCCCGGCCGGGGCUGCCCCGCUCGGCCGCGGCGCCGGCGCGAAGAUGGCUGCGAAGGGCGCACACGGCGCCCACCUGAAGGCGGAGGGCGAGCUGGAGCGCUGCCGCGCCGAGGGCCGCUGGGGCCGCCUGCCCGAGCUCGCCCAGCAGCUGCGCGCGCCCGGCGGAGGGCGCAGAGUCAACUCGGGCCCCGGGCCCGCCGUGCCGGACACGGAUGACUUUGGGAAAUUGUUGCUGGCCGAGGCCCUCCUGGAGCAGUGUUUGAAGGAGAACCAAGGCAAAAUAAAAGACUCCAUCCCUCUCCUGGAGAAGAAUGAGAGCAGGAUGAUUGAAGCCAAAAAUUAUCUGAGCAGUGUCCUUACCCAUGGGCGGCUGUCGCCACAGUACAUGUGUGAGGCCAUGCUGAUCCUGGGCAAGCUGCAUUACGUGGAGGGCUCCUACCGAGAUGCCAUCAGCAUGUACGCGCGGGCCGGGAUUGAUGAUCUGUCUGUGGAGAACAAGCCCCUGUAUAAGAUGCGGCUGCUGUCGGAGGCACUAGUCAUCAAAGGUCUCUCCCUGGAACGCCUUCCCAACUCCAUCGCCUCCCGCUGCCGCCUGACCGAGCGGGAAGAGGAGGUGGUCACCUGUUUCGAGAGGGCCUCCUUGGUGGCUCAAGUGUUCCUGCAGGAGCUGGAGAAGACUGCAAACAACAGCGCCUCGAGGCACCUGAAGAGCUCCCACCAGGCUGACUAUGAGCUCACCUACUUCCUAGAAGCUGCCCUGCAGAGUGCCUAUGUGAAAAACCUGAAGAAGGGGAAUAUCGUGAAGGCCAUGAGGGAACUCCGUGAAGUUCUACGGACUGUGGAGACCAAAGCAACCCAAAACUUUAAAGUGAUGGCUGCCAAGCACCUGGCAGGGGUCCUGCUGCACUCACUGAGUGAGGAAUGCUACUGGAGCCCUCUGUCCCACCCUCUGCCCGAGUUCAUGAGCAAGGAGGAGAACGCCUUCAUCACGCAGGCCCUGCGCAAGCCUCACCUCUAUGAAGGGGACAACCUCUACUGCCCGAAGGAUAACAUUGAGGAGGCCCUCCUGCUGCUGCUCAUCAGCGAGUCCAUGGCAACUCGGGAUGUGGUGCUGAGCCGGGCACCGGAGCAGGAGGAAGACCGGAAGCUGAGCCUGCGGAAUGCCGCGGCUAUCUAUGACCUCUUGAGCAUCACGCUGGGCAGAAGGGGCCAGUAUGUCAUGCUCUCUGAGUGUCUGGAGCGAGCCAUGAAGUUUGCGUUUGGAGAGUUUCACCUUUGGUACCAAGUGGCCCUCUCCAUGGUGGCCUGCGGGAAGUCUGCCUACGCUGUGUCACUGCUGCGGGAAUGCAUGAAGCUGCGACCCUCGGACCCCACCGUGCCCCUGAUGGCUGCCAAGGUCUGCAUUGGGUCCCUGCACUGGCUGGAGGAGGCGGAACACUUUGCCAUGAUGGUGAUCGACCUUGGAGAGGAGGCUGGGGAGUUCCUCCCCAAGGGCUACCUGGCCCUGGGUCUCACCUACAGCCUGCAGGCCACUGACGCCACCCUGAAGUCUAAGCAAGAUGAAUUGCACCGGAAGGCACUGCAGACACUAGAGAGAGCCCAGAAACUGGCACCUGACGACCCCCAGGUCAUCCUCUAUCUCUCUCUGCAGCUGGCCCUCGUCCGACAGAUCUCCAGUGCCAUGGAACAGCUGCAGGGGGCCCUGACAGUGUGCAAGGAUGAUGCCAAUGCCCUUCAUCUGCUGGCACUGCUCUUCUCUGCCCAGAAGCACUAUCAGCAUGCCCUGGACGUCAUCAACAUGGCCAUCACCGAGUACCCUGAGAACUUUAACCUCCUGUUCACCAAGGUGAAGCUGCAGCAGGUGCUGAAAGGCCCGGAGGAAGCUCUCGUGACCUGCAGGCAAAUGCUACAGCUGUGGCAGACUCUGUACAGCUUCUCUCAGCUCGGAGGCCUGGAGAAAGACAGCAGCGUGGGCGAGGGGCUCACCAUGAAGAAACAGAGUGGCAUGCAUCUCACCCUGCCUGACGCCCAUGAUGCUGACUCAGGCUCUCACCGGGCAUCAUCCAUUGCAGCCUCUCGGCUAGAGGAGGCCAUGUCAGAACUGACCAUGCCCACGUCAGUCCUGAAGCAGGGCCCCAUGCAGCUGUGGACAACGCUGGAACAGAUCUGGCUUCAGGCUGCCGAGCUGUUCAUGGAGCAGAGACACCUGAAAGAGGCGGGCUUCUGCAUCCAGGAGGCAGCCGGCCUCUUCCCCACCUCUCACUCCGUGCUCUACAUGCGGGGCCGGCUGGCGGAGGUGAAGGGCAGCCUGGAGGAAGCCAGGCAGCUGUACCAGGAGGCGCUCACAGUGAACCCAGAUGGUGCACGCAUCAUGCACAGCUUGGGUCUGAUGCUGAGCCAGCUGGGCCACAAGAGCCUGGCUCAGAAGGUGCUGCGGGAUGCCGUCGAGAGGCAGAGCACGUGCCACGAGGCCUGGCAGGGCCUGGGCGAGGUGCUGCAGGCCCAGGGCCAAACGGAGGCCGCCGCUGACUGCUUCCUCACGGCACUGGAGCUGGAGGCCAGCAGCCCUGUGUUGCCCUUCUCCAUCAUCCCCAGGGAGCUCUGAGCCCACUGCGGCAGCAGGUGGGGGGACAGUGGCAUCCGGAUGUGGGCCUCAGGGAGUGCAGAGGUAGUAAACGCUUCUGCAGGCUGCAGCCCGCCUUGUCCCCUUCCCUCCAGGCCCUCGAAGCCUGUGCCUGCUGCUCUAGAGCUGGGCAGACAAGGUUUGCCUCCAGAGCAGAUUCCUAGCUCCCUGCAGCUUAGGCACCGUUGUGUUUAUGAGCAGGGGUGAUGGAAGGCCACAUCAUCUGAAGGUGGGCUGUGAGUCUUGGGUAGCUGGCCCCAGGCCCUGCCCCCCACAUUCCUGGUACCUGGAUUUCCUAGCUUUGGACAGAUUCCAGUCCAGAGCCUCUGCCCUACAAAAGAUGAACCCCAUGAGCUACCCUCGGCCAAGUCAAGCGUUCCCCACAUUCCUUCUCAGGGCCUUGGAAGACAGACUAGCAUGGACCCUCCUUGACUUUGCCUUUGUGACUCCUGAAGGAGUUCGAAGCUGAGGUCCCCUCCCCCAACCCUUCCUUGGGCUCUAGGGCCCCCAUUCCCAAGUCUUACUUCCCAGAUAGCUCCUAGGCCUUGUGCAAGACAUACACAGCCUAAGAUUGCUGGCUCAGGGAAAACUGGCACCCCCAGGUUCCUCUCAGACUCCAUGAUAGCCAGUGAUGCCUAGCAUUGCCUUUUGUCUGGAGGCCAAUGGGACCCCAUGUGCUCUUUCAAUCAGCCACCAAGUGCCUUUAGGCCUCUGGUUGUCUAGCCAGGGACACAGAACAAGAGUCUUAACACUCUUCCUUGUCCACCCACCUGAUUCACCUGUAGAGGACCCAGCACCACUGGUCUCCAUUGGCCCUAGGCUGGUGGUCCCUAAACAGGCCUCAGGACACACCAGAAACAGCUCUAGAUGGAGCUGUUUCCAACGCCCAAAGUCAGUCCAUGCCUUUUCCUAAAGGCAGAUCCCCCUGGAGUAACACGGAGGGGCAGACCCGAGGACUGGCCCCCAAACCGAAGGGUUUUGUGAGACAUGUGCCCCGCUGAGGGGUCCCUGGAGCCGUGAUUGAAGACUACCAAGCGAGCUCCCAGUCCGUGCUUGAGCAGGCCUCGGGAUCCGCAACAUGCUGACACCCCCACCUGCUGCUCCACACUUGGAACUCUGCCCGGAGAAGUCAGUCCCCCAGGGCAUGGCAGGAAGUUCCCUCUGACGGGCGCUUGUUCCAGGGUACACAUCUCACUUUGAGGAGUGGGAGAAGGCUGGGGAGGGCCACCUCAUUUGUGACAGCUUCCUCAGAGGGAGAGGGAGCUGCCCUGGCUCAGCCUUGUGGGUUUGGAGGUUUCUAGAAGGCUGACUCCCACAUCAGGGGAUACUCUGUCCUUUGCCUCAUGGGCGAAGGUUCUCUGUGUAUGUGGAUAUAUAAAUACAGAUAUAUACAGAUAUAUAUAUUUGAUAGAGAUCUAUUUUUUUCUGAAAUUCUCUUAAGAAAAAGUAAAUAAGAAAUGCUAUUGUUACACCUUGGAGUGCCCAGAGCUGUUGGGAGUCAGUUCUUGGUAGUAAAAAAAAGGCACAAAACGUGAUCCAGCUUUUCCCAUUCCCUCUCUGGAGCCAGAGCGCUGGACCAAGUCACUGACUAUGAUCUUCAGACUGAAUAAAGAAACCCUGGAAGGUGAAACAGAA